Molecule: messenger RNA, 351 nt
Organism: Eimeria mitis
Lineage: Eukaryota; Apicomplexa; Conoidasida; Eucoccidiorida; Eimeriidae
Exons: 4
Coding region: 1-351 (116 amino acids)
Biological process (GO): mitotic spindle assembly checkpoint signaling
Cellular component (GO): bub1-bub3 complex; kinetochore; mitotic checkpoint complex
Molecular function (GO): ubiquitin binding
Source: RefSeq, a predicted model, not a curated record
AUGACGAUGGCGAACUGUCGUUACUUGCGCUUCGUCACCGUCCCCGGUGAAGCAGAUGGCUCUGAGACCGCCUGUCCCGUGAACGCAAUUGUCUUCCAUCCUCGGUAUGGAACUUUUGCUACAGGCGGUUCUGAUGGCGGUGUGUCGAUUUGGGACGGGCUGAGCAAGAAGAGGCUAUGCAGGGUUCCUCCUCUGCCUACAAGCGUUUCAAGUCUGGCCUUCAACUCCAGCGGCACCUUGCUCGCAAUGGGGGUCUCCUACAUGUUUGAACGGGGACCGCAGCCGGGACAGCCCAAACCGCAAAUCAUCGUGCGCGCUGUUAGAGAAGAGGAUGUGCGCCCGAAGUCCUAG